Molecule: messenger RNA, 1557 nt
Organism: Rhipicephalus sanguineus (brown dog tick)
Lineage: Eukaryota; Metazoa; Arthropoda; Arachnida; Ixodida; Ixodidae
Product: nose resistant to fluoxetine protein 6-like
Exons: 9
Coding region: 51-1178 (375 amino acids)
Molecular function (GO): acyltransferase activity, transferring groups other than amino-acyl groups
Source: RefSeq, a predicted model, not a curated record
ACUCCCAAGGAUCCGUUCCGACAGGAAUUCACCAUGGCGCUUUGUCGGACAUGGGUUCGCACAAAGAGUGUUUCGCCGCGGGAAUCCUCGACGAGAAAGGAAAUGUCGUCGCAAGGAAAUUUUGUGCACUUUAUAUGUACAACUCUAAUCCGCUGCCCAACUUUCCGGAGAUCAUCGAGAAAGAGCGAGAUAACGCGAAGAAGUUCGUCUUCCAGCAGUCGGCGGUGAAGCUGGGUGCCUGCAUCCCAUCGUCGUGCACCAAUGACGACAUCACAAUCAUCCUAAAUGAAGCACUUUCGGAGUGGAAGCUGUUGACCUUCGUUUCCGCCUGCGACUACAACGUUCCACCGGACGAGCCGUCCGUCUUUGUCAUUUUAACUCUGGCGGCAUUCGUAAGUGCGGUGGUGCUGGCGACUAUUCUCGAUGUGAUCCACCGACGAAAGCUCGCCCUGGUCGACCAAGCGACGGCUGACGGAGAUUCUGGCAGCAGCCCAUUCUUGGCGCGACUCCAGACUCUGUCCCUGCUUCGGGCCACGCGUGCCACGUUCCGCGUGGAUGGCGGCGCCAAAGGAGGAAGACUCGACGUCUUCAACGGUCUACGCGUCAUCGGCCUGGUGUGGGUGAUCGCCAUUCACUCGUACAUCUACAUGGACGAUGCACUAAUUGACAACAGCGACGAACUGUACGAAAUGUCCAGAACGCUUGGAUGGCAGUUCAUCGUAAACGCUACCAUGAGCGUCGCAAUUUUCACGACAGUCAGUGGCUUCAUGCUGUGGAUGGCUAUUUCGAAGCGAUCAGCUGAAGAUAAUGGCAAGACGAGUUGGCUCGCUAUGGUGCUUCACAGGUACCUCAGGUUGUUCCCACUCGUGGUUCUGACGGCGUGCUUCCACCACUUGGUGCCGAUUUCGGGGUACGGUCCCCUCUGGGCCACUUUCGGCGAAAUGCGCAAAGGGGCCUUCCCAGACAACUGGCCUUUUUACGUCACGGGGCUGCUCAACUGGCUCGAUUUGGAUAAAAUAUGCAGUCCGCAACACUGGUAUACAGGAAUGGACUUUCAAGUUUUCGCAAUCACACUCUUCUUCGCACGCAUAUUGAAAAGGCAAGCGUUUUCUCUUUCUUCUUUGACUCCAAUGCCACCUUUAAAAUCACGCUUAAAGGGGUCCUGCGACAUAAAUUAAGCAUGUCGUUUUCAACGCCUGUUCUGGUACUGUGAAAUGCGCCGACAUCGUUGCGAAAGGGGCAUCGCCGAAAAUGAAGCCGUUAUAAUUUUAUUUCACCGGAUAAACAACCAUGAUUUCGGACUACAGCGACACAUAUCGACUAUUUUUGUUAUGGGAAGUGGCGUUUCGUCAUGUGGCAGUGACGACAAAGGCCGUGCGUUUUCAUUGGCUGGACGCGACAAGUACCAUGCAAUAUUCAUAUGGUGGUAGCUAGGUCAUAUUACUGAGCGCUAAAAAGAAUAAAACUCCUUUUUUAUGCUUUCUCAGAAACAAAUCACUUCUGUUUCUAACUGAUAUAUUUUUAAAACAACGGACACGACGCCAGGUGCGCUGUGGA